UACAGGAAAGUCAAAACUCCAAUCUGACUUCUUUUAGAUAAAGUUUUCUCCGCUGAGUCGUGCCUGUAACGUUAGCUCUAAAAUAAUAGUUGUUGGGUGAAAUGGGUUUAGGUGAAUAUUCUUCAGAGAGGAAUAUUCCCCGUUAGAAUGCUGUCGACCUGCAAAGGUGAUUCGGCAGACCCGGAGCGAGGAGGUGCGGAGCCGGGGGCAGGGAAGCAAACCGACGGCCACGGAGGAGCUGAGAGCGGUGAAGAGAGACGACAAGGGCUCGGUGUUCAGGAGUGGCCCGACGGGUCCAGAUACGAGGGAGGAUUUGUGAACGGGUUCAAACACGGCAAAGGGAGGUACACCUGGAGUAACGGAGAGUUCUAUGAGGGCUCUUUCUACAAAGACUACAGACAUGGAGAUGGAGUGUACUGCUGGCCCACAGGCCACAAGUUCACUGGCAAGUUCUACCUCAACAGAAAGGAAGGAUACGGACAGCAGCUGCUCCCGGAUGGAGCCACCUUUCAGGGUUUGUACCACACUGACCAGAGGUUUGGUCCAGGUGUGGUUAGUUAUCCGGAUGGGCGUGAGGAUGUGGGUGUGUGGCUCGGGGAGCGCCUACUGAGGCUCUGUACCUCUGUAGAGGAGAACUUUAGCCUGAAGAAAUUUCCUGAAUAUGCUGCCUACAUGGAGCCAACUGCUGCCACAGAUUCCCUGACUCAGCCUCCCACCAAAGGUCUACAGUCAGAAGCAAGGGCAGACUCUAGGGUGGAUACAGACGGGGAUCUGCUGUCAGAUGAGAAUUUUAUCCUUCCCCCUGGCAUUGAGAGUUACUCAACAGAUGGUGACCACUUGCCGUUGCCCCCUGGCCGGAGAAAAGAGCUGGAUCAACUCUUCUUUGGCAAGCUGUGGGAGCCAGACGCUUACCCACAUCGAGGCUAUGAGCGGGACCCACUCUCCACCCUACCCUUACAGGCCCGCAUGCAGGCCCAUAUACACAAACACAGAAUGCAGACUGAAAAUGUGGGCUGGGACGUGGCGGCUGUCCUCUCUCUGAACAGGGACAGUUUUGGUCCUAAAGGACCUUUGGAAGUCAAAUCAGAAUUGUUGAUCCAGCAUGCUUCCCGAGGGGAACUGCAGGCCGUGUCAAAGAUCCUCCAGACCGGUUUGGUCCACCCUGAUGUAGCAGAUUCACAGGGACACACUGCUCUGAUCGUUGCCACGGUAAACUGCCAUAAUGAUGUCAUCCACCUGUUGUUGGAUAUGGGUGCUGAUAUUGACAAGUUGAAUUGUGAAGGCAUGUCUGCCCUGGCUGUGUGUCAUGUCCUCUACUACCCUUUUCAGUCUCUGCACACCACUUUGGCUGAGUCACUUGCCAAAACUCAAGUUUUGAGGUCUCCAUCUGCAUGUGGGAACAGUCCCCAGAUCAGCCAAGUGGACUUCACAACAAACACAUCCAGGACAGCAGCAGAUCAAACAGAGCACAUCUUACAUCACAGCAGUAAAGUGUCUAAUAACAGUGAGCUCAUCACUGUGGGCUGGCCUGGCCUGAAUGAACCUGAGCCCUCUGCGGACACUAAGCACCUACAGGAGGAGCAGAGAAAAGACAAAGAGGAAGAAGGAGAGGAAAGAGACUGCAAGGAGACAGAGAGAGAAGGAAGGAGCAGGAGUGAGGAUGAGAAUAAGAGCAAAGAGGAGGGAAGAGAGACAGAGAGCAGCUGUGAUCAAAUGUGGGAAAAUGGAGAAAGUGAGGAAAAAGUGGAGGAAGGAGAAUUUAAGAAGACAGAGGAAGAUUCAGAGCUCGGUGAGAGGAGUGAAACUGAGUCAAGUAAAGAGGAUAUGAAGGUGAGGGAGGAAGAUGUAGAGAAGAGAAUAAGGAAUGUUCAUGAAGAGGAUGUAAAGGAGGGAGAAGAAGGAGGAAGUCCAGGCGUGCCUGGUGUGGAGCGCUCCAUUCAGGUGCUCGAUGGUCACAUUGCUGUGGGCAGUGUGCAGUGGAGGGACUGUCGAGCUAAGGCAGCAGGAGGAGUUCAGCAGGGCAAAGACAAACAACUAAACCAAAAACAAACCUUUGACUCCGCCUGCUCCGUCAGCAGCUACAACAUCCAUAUCACAGAGGAAGUGAUGCAGCGCUCCGCAGAAGCGCUGAGUCGCACAGGGAUCCCUCAGCGCUCUGACACUCAGGAGACUGUACGCAAAAUGGCUGCAAUGAAAAUUGAGCACCGUGUUUGUUUGAACACUCUGAAGCUAUUAUUGGAACGGGGAGCUGACCCCAAUGCAUCCAAGGUCCCCAUGCCUGUCCUCUUUUUAGCCAUUAUGGCGGCUGACGCUGAGGCCGUCAGGAGACUGCUGCUGUGUGGAGCUCGCACUGACAUUCCCCUUUCACCUGAGCGAAAAGGCCUGUAUCCCCUGCAUGUGGCCGCAUUACUGCCAGGUCCAGCAGGUCCCACAAUCACAGAGUUUCUGCUCCAUGCUAUCACUGACCCAGAUGCACAGGCUUGUGACCAGAACGAGAUUUAUGAACCAGAUAAGAUUUUUAUGGAUGCUCAGAAACCACUGAGCACCACCGAGAGCCCACAUCUCAAAGAAGGAGGUCGAACGGCCCUGCAUGUGGCCUGCCAGAGAGACAGUGACUAUCGGAAUGCCAGCAAGGUGGUAGCCCUCCUGCUCUCCCACAGAGCCAGCACAGACCUCCUCUGGAGUGGACACUCACCUCUCUCCCUGGCUAUAGCAAGUGGGAAUGACCUGGCAGUGGAGGAGCUAUUGAAUGGAGGUGCAAAUCCCAACAUCCCUCUGGGCUGCAGAGUGGGCAGUGCCCUGUGUGCCCUCGCCAACAUCAACUACCACUUAGGUGGCAACAGAGCUAAGCUGUUGGACAUGUUAGCUAAGGCUGGUGCCGACAUCUUGAUGCCAGUUAGGAUGGGUGAUGAAGUGGGAACCGCAGUCGACUAUGCACACUACUCCUUCAGCCAAGACUCGCGUAUCGCCAACACUCCCUUCCAUGCUCUGAACAUGCGGGAGAGGGAAACGUUCAAAGCACGGCAUCAGCUGCUGAGCAUGAUGGGAGAUCUGCUGAGACAGACUGCUGGCCAGAGGGAGAGAGAGAAUUUAGAGAGAGAACAAUACAGCACGUUGUAUAGUACCAGUGGUACAGAGAGGUCUGUGCACACAGGGGCAGAUGCCAUUUCCUCAAAUGCUCCCCUCCCCAGCUGUGAAAAUCAACCACCCAUUACAGAAAGCCACAGGAAACCAGCGUUCAAGUUCUGCUAUCACUGUGGUCGCUCUGUAUGCGUGAAGCUGACUGCUUGUAGACGUUGCCACAAGGUCUUCUACUGCUCCAGGACCUGCAAGCUCAAAGCAUGGAACCAAAGACACAAAGAGGAGUGUAUACAGGUUACAGCAUCUGCUGAUGGCGUCCAGAAGAGAUCUGCAUGUAAAUCCCCAAGAGGCCCCAGGCCCUUGACUGCCAUGAUGAAACCCAAACCAGCCCCCAGGCUGCUGAGUGUCAAGUUGAAAUCCCAAACAGUCCCCAAGCCUGUGAGCAUGGCAGAGAAGGUCUUGGAGAGCCAAAUCAACCUGAAGGAAAACUACAGUUGCAACUGAUGGAUACUAAAAUUUCACAUACUUAAAACCAGCUGAAGUACUUUACUACCUAAUAUCACACGUCUGUUACAUCAUCUCUUUUCUGAUUCUGAGUCAUUAAUGUUACAUGUUUGGCUGAAUAGUGAUGACUAUAUACUGUGCCAUAAUCAUUUCUCUUUAUAAUAUUUACUGGUAGGUUCACAAAUCUGUUUUAAUAUUGGAAUAAUAGUGUAAGAAUGUAAUAUGAAUAACACUAAAUAGCUGCAUUUGCACAUUUACAAAUAAAUCUAGUGGGA
Epinephelus moara (kelp grouper) is the source of this 3860-nucleotide messenger RNA. It is a transcript of the gene ankmy1, whose product is annotated as ankyrin repeat and MYND domain containing 1. NCBI's taxonomy places the organism in Eukaryota, Metazoa, Chordata, Actinopteri, Perciformes, Serranidae. The record is from RefSeq and is a predicted model, not a curated record. Gene Ontology annotation, molecular function: protein binding. The transcript has 20 exons. Bases 148 to 3585 code for a protein of 1145 amino acids.